Messenger RNA from Anopheles darlingi, 1440 nucleotides. RefSeq names its product ras suppressor protein 1 (gene ics). The record is from RefSeq and is a predicted model, not a curated record. Gene Ontology annotation, molecular function: protein binding. NCBI's taxonomy places the organism in Eukaryota, Metazoa, Arthropoda, Insecta, Diptera, Culicidae. The coding region runs from base 120 to 983 and encodes 287 amino acids. The transcript has 6 exons.
GUGCGGAUCGGCAGUCGCAGAUCGCCAGGUGGACCAGCAACAGUCUACCGUCUUUUAUCUGAACUUAGAACGAAACCGUUUUUUCUUAUCACCGCCAGCCAUCAUUUUCAGCGUUCAAAAUGAACCAGCCAGUCAGCUGCUUGCCCGUGACAGCUAACAAAAUGUCAAAGGCAAAGAAGGUGUUGGACGAGGCUCGCGAGAGCAAAAAUCGCGAAAUCGACCUGGUGGAUCGCGGAAUUUCCACCUUCGACGAGCUACCCGGACUGCUGAGUUUUGUGUUUGUGACGAGGAUAACCUUGAGCCACAACAAACUAAAAAGUGUUCCACCGGGCAUAGCCAACCUGAUCAACUUGGAAAUAUUGAAUCUGUCCAACAACCACAUCGAUGAUCUGCCGCUGUCGCUGUCCUCGAUGCCCAAGCUGAGAAUUUUGAACUGCUCUAUCAACCGCCUGGACACGCUGCCACGCGGAUUCGGUGCGUUUCCGGUGCUCGAGGUGCUGGACCUAUCGUACAACAAUCUGAACGAGAAGGCACUGCCCGGCAACUUCUUCAUGAUGGAUUCGCUGCGGGCCCUCUACCUAGGAGACAACGAAUUCGAGUACUUACCACCGGAAAUUAAGAACCUCAAAAACCUUCAGAUCCUUGGUCUCCGGGAUAACGAUUUGCUUGAGCUGCCGCGGGAAAUUGGUGAGCUGACGCGCAUCCGAGAGCUGCACAUUCAGAAUAACCGGUUGGCCGUGUUGCCGCCCGAGGUCGCCAAUCUGGAUAUGCCGGGACCAAAGUCGGUGCUGAAGAUGGAGGAAAACCCCUGGGUAACACCGAUAGCUGAGCAGUAUCUCGUCGGUAUCAGUCACGUGCUGGAGUAUAUCAAAACCGAGGCCUACAGGAUCCUCUACAACCGGCAUGCAUCGAACAGCAAAUCGGCCGGAAAUGUGCCGCCCAAGUCGGACAAAUCGAAAAAAGCAUCUCGUGCCCGAUCGUAAAGAGAAACUUAUCGUUUUCAGUGUCAAAUUCGCAAGCUGUCCCUCCGGGUCUCGGAGGUAUGCAGAUGCAAAAGCGUCUCAAGCAAAAUGUGCAACCGUUUGUACGGUGUCGUCGGAAUGCAGAUUACGAGAGAACGCUUCAGUUUGAGAAAGAUUUUAUGUUUAAACUUAACUCUACUAAACACGUUCGAGCCAUGCCUCUCGAUGGUGCAACCUUUACGGAGGUGCCGUCUCGUGGUGCAGAUUGGCACAUAGUUGUAAACUAAUUUUAAUUAACUUUGUUGUUGCCAGCAGUUUCGGAAUAGUAUUAACUGGCUGCCCGAGGGAUUGCACCACUUGUCAGUUGCAUCUUUCCGAGCCGAUUUUAGUAGUGCCUUACCGAUUGCUAACACUACGCAAAGCGUUGCAAACUGGCAAAGGAAUGCCAUUAAAAUGAUAAUAAAAUGGAUGUGUCUGA